CAAAAUCAUCCGUUUUUUCCUGUUUUGGGGACCUUCAAAGCGUCACAGGCGGGGAACUUCCCCGUGGGAACCCCGUGUUUUUGGGAUGGAGACGGAGGAGAGCGAGGUGCUGGGAUCCAUAGGUGGUGAGACGGAAGACUUGCAGGCAGGCUGCAGGAACUGUGAUGAUGCAGAAAGAGGUGACAAGGCAUCUGACGCCGAAGUCCACGCACCUGCAGAGGGGCCCUCUGCCCAGUGCGACGGUGAGGGCGUCAAGGCCCAAGAAUGUGUGCGGCCUCGGGUGGAGUCUGCGCAGAAGGAGUUCCGGCUGCCCAGAAGGAGUUCCGUGGCCGGCCGGACGGAGCGGGGCUGAUUGGAACGACUUGGUCCGCCUCGUUGAGACGACGACCGAGGUCUCUUCGCAGAGGCACCUUGG
This is a messenger RNA of Durusdinium trenchii, 415 nucleotides long. The record is from the annotation of a GenBank genome assembly. NCBI's taxonomy places the organism in Eukaryota, Dinophyceae, Suessiales, Symbiodiniaceae.